CGCUCCGAAGGACGAGCGGGCUGCGCUGCAGUCACCGCCGCCGCGCCGACUUUGCCCUUUAAAUCGGUCUGCAAGCCGAUUACAGCUGAUCUCCCACGUGACGUUUUACCUUCUGUCUCCCGGAGCGAGUUGCUCGAGGACAGUCCUCUUUCAACUGCCGCGCAUCGUGCCUCCCCAGCCAGCCUCGGGGGCUCCGGCUCCCGCAACUUCGUGCCAGGCAGCGGCCGGUGCCGGCGCCCUCACGGGGCCACUCUGCACGCGGGCGUCGGGGCUCGGGGGACUUUGCUUGGCCAGGAGGGCGGCGGUCGCGGCCGGGAACGUGCCCUGGCCACAGCCGGGCGCCCUUCGGACCCACGCGACGCCGUGCUGCGGAGGCCGGCGGGGUGCCCUGUGCUCUGCGUCGGGAAAGGGGGCGCCCUUCGCCAACCGAGACCGGAGCGGGCGCGCCCUGGGGGAGCCAGCCGGCAGAUGGCCGUGGUGGAGGGCUGAGCGCCCGCGCCCUCACCAUGCAGAAGAGCGUGCGCUACAACGAGGGGCACGCCCUGUAUCUGGCCUGCCUCGCCCGCAAGGAGGGCACUAAGCGCGGCCUCCUGAGCAAGAAGACAGCCGAGGCGAGCCGCUGGCACGAGAAAUGGUUCGCCCUCUACCAGAAUGUGCUCUUCUACUUCGAGGGCGAGCAGAGCGGUCGCCCGGCGGGCAUGUACCUCCUGGAGGGCUGCAGCUGCGAGCGGGCGCCCGCGCCGCCCAGGGCCGGUGCCGGGCCAGGCGGCUCCCGGGAUGCCCUGGACAAGCAGUAUUACUUUACUGUUCUUUUUGGCCACGAAGGACAAAAACCACUGGAGCUGCGCUGUGAGGAAGAGCAGGAUGGUAAAGAGUGGAUGGAGGCCAUUCACCAAGCCAGUUAUGCAGAUAUUUUGAUUGAGAGGGAAGUGUUAAUGCAGAAGUACAUUCAUCUAGUUCAGAUCGUAGAGACAGAAAAAGUUGCAGCUAACCAACUCCGGCAUCAACUUGAAGAUCAAGAUACAGAAAUCGAAAGGCUUAAAUCAGAGAUUAUCGCCCUUAAUAAAACCAAGGAACGAAUGCGGCCUUAUCAAAGUAAUCAAGAAGAUGAAGAUCCGGACAUCAAGAAGAUUAAAAAGGUUCAGAGCUUCAUGCGAGGCUGGUUGUGUAGAAGGAAAUGGAAGACCAUCGUGCAGGAUUACAUUUGUUCUCCUCAUGCGGAAAGUAUGAGGAAGAGAAACCAGAUUGUGUUCACCAUGGUUGAGGCCGAGUCAGAGUAUGUUCACCAGCUCUGCAUACUGGUCAAUGGCUUCCUCCGGCCCCUGCGGAUGGCCGCCAGCUCCAAAAAGCCACCCAUCAGCCACGAUGAUGUCAGCAGUAUUUUUCUCAACAGUGAAACAAUUAUGUUUCUUCAUGAAAUAUUUCAUCAAGGACUGAAGGCAAGAAUAGCUAACUGGCCUACUCUAAUUUUAGCUGAUCUGUUUGAUAUUUUGCUCCCCAUGCUGAACAUUUAUCAAGAAUUUGUGCGUAAUCACCAGUACAGCCUCCAGGUGCUCGCCAAUUGUAAGCAAAACAGAGAUUUUGACAAACUCUUAAAACAGUAUGAAGCCAACCCUGCCUGUGAAGGGAGGAUGCUGGAAACAUUCCUCACCUACCCAAUGUUUCAGAUCCCCAGGUAUAUCAUCACACUUCAUGAACUCCUAGCUCAUACACCCCAUGAACAUGUGGAGAGGAAAAGUCUGGAGUUUGCAAAAUCAAAACUAGAAGAACUGUCUAGGGUAAUGCAUGAUGAAGUGAGUGACACUGAGAACAUAAGGAAGAACCUUGCAAUAGAAAGAAUGAUCGUAGAGGGCUGUGACAUUUUGCUGGACACCAGUCAAACUUUCAUCCGCCAAGGUUCUCUUAUUCAAGUACCUUCCGUUGAGAGGGGGAAACUUAGUAAAGUUCGCCUGGGUUCAUUGUCUUUGAAAAAGGAAGGAGAAAGACAAUGCUUCUUAUUUACAAAACACUUUUUAAUUUGUACAAGAAGUUCAGGAGGAAAGCUGCAUCUGCUCAAGACAGGUGGGGUUCUCUCCCUAAUAGAGUGUACGUUGAUUGAGGAGCCCGAUGCAAGCGACGAUGACUCCAAAGGUUCUGGCCACAUGUUUGGACACCUGGAUUUUAAAAUAGUGGUCGAGCCUCCCAACGCUGCUCCUUUUACUGUGGUCUUGUUAGCGCCUUCGCACCAAGAGAAGGCUGCUUGGACCAGUGACAUAAGUCAGUGUGUGGACAAUAUACGGUGUAAUGGUUUAAUGACUAUAGUGUAUGAAGAGAAUUCCAAAGUAACUGUGCCACAUAUGAUUAAGUCUGAUGCCCAUCUUCAUAAAGAUGACACCGACAUUUGCUUCAGUAAAACACUCAACUCCUGCAAAGUGCCCCAGAUCCGUUAUGCCAGUGUGGAGCGCCUCUUGGAGCGGCUGACAGACUUGCGGUUUCUUAGCAUUGAUUUCCUUAAUACCUUUCUACACACCUAUCGCAUUUUCACUACAGCAGCUGUGGUGCUGGAUAAGCUUUCUGACAUAUACAAGAGGCCUUUUACCUCCAUCCCUGUCAGGUCAUUGGAAUUGUUCUUUGUUACCAGCCAAAACAACAGAGGUGAACAUUUGUUGGAUGGCAAAUCCCCACGCCUGUGUAGAAAAUUCUCUUCCCCACCACCACUGGCUGUGUCCAGAACAUCCUCCCCAGUGAGAGCCAGAAAGCUGUCCUUGACUUCUCCCUUGAACUCAAGGAUAGGAGCGUUGGACCUGACCACUUCCUCAGCAUCCAGCAGUCCUACCGCCACUCACAGCCCUGCUGCAUCCCCACCACCACAUGCUGGUAAAGUACCACUGGAUCUUAGCAGAGGCCCUUCUUCUCCAGAGCAAAGCCCGGGAUCUGUAGAAGAGCAUGCAGAUAACCCCCGUGUGGAUCUGUGUAACAAGCUAAAACGAAGUAUUCAAAAAGCAGUCCUGGAGUCUGCACCUAUGGACCGAGCAGGAGUGGAAAGCUCCCCAACGCCGGACGCCACAGAACUUUCACCUUGCAGGUCACCCUCAACUCCUCAGCACCUCCGCUGUCGCCAGCCUGUAGGACAGACGGCUGACAACUCCCACUGCUCUGUUUCACCUGCCUCUGCUUUUGCGAUUGCCACAGCUGCUGCAGGACACGGGAGUCCACCAGGAUUUAACAACACUGAGAGAACCUGUGACAAAGAGUUUAUUAUACGCAGAACAGCCACCAACCGAGUGCUGAACGUCCUCCGCCACUGGGUCUCUAAGCACGCACAGGAUUUUGAACUCAAUAACGAACUAAAGAUGAACGUCCUAAAUUUGCUAGAAGAAGUUUUGCGAGACCCAGACCUUCUUCCUCAGGAAAGGAAAGCCACAGCGAAUAUCCUAAGGGCCCUUUCACAAGACGAUCAAGAUGACAUCCACCUAAAAUUAGAGGAUAUUAUUCAACUGAUGAAUUGUCCAAAGGCCGAGUGCUUUGAGACCUUGUCUGCCAUGGAGCUGGCUGAGCAGAUCACCCUCCUGGACCACAUUGUCUUUAGAAGCAUUCCCUACGAAGAAUUUCUUGGACAGGGGUGGAUGAAGCUGGAUAAAAAUGAAAGAACACCUUACAUUAUGAAAACCAGCCAACACUUCAAUGAGAUGAGUAACCUGGUGGCCUCCCAGAUAAUGAAUUAUGCUGAUGUCAGCUCCCGUGCCAACGCAAUUGAGAAGUGGGUGGCAGUGGCGGACAUUUGCCGAUGCCUGCACGACUACAACGGCGUGCUGGAGAUCACCUCAGCCUUAAACAGAAGUGCCAUCUACAGGCUGAAGAAAACUUGGGCCAAGGUGUCCAAGCAGACAAAGGCUCUAAUGGACAAGCUUCAGAAGACAGUUUCAUCUGAAGGAAGAUUUAAAAAUCUCAGAGAAACUCUUAAAAAUUGUAACCCCCCUGCCGUCCCUUACCUGGGGAUGUACCUGACAGACCUGGCUUUUAUUGAAGAAGGAACACCAAACUUUACUGAGGAAGGCCUUGUCAAUUUCUCCAAAAUGAGAAUGAUAUCACACAUCAUCAGAGAAAUACGCCAGUUCCAGCAGACAUGCUAUCGAAUAGACCAUCAGCCAAAGGUCACUCAGUACUUGCUUGACAAAGCCCUCAUCAUAGAUGAAGAUACACUGUAUGAGCUGUCGCUAAAAAUUGAACCUCGGCUCCCUGCGUGAAGAUCCAGCCUUCCGCUGAGCCCAUGGAAUUUUCAUGGAAAGCAGGACAGACAGAACUGUGUAUGCCAUGCCUCUGGUGGUGCAGCGAAGACAGGGGAUGGAGAUGAAACAUCUCCUCUGUCCACCAAAGAAGACAGAACCGAACUGGAAUUCUGUCUCCAGCCAGGGAAAAGCAGCUGUUUGGGGUCAAAAACAGACACUUCAUACUUGGGUGGGAAAGUGAAAAGGUUGAUAUUUGGUAAAGCUGAUGGCACAUUUUGCGUAUGUGAAUGUCAGAGGGGAGAUGCUGGUAGCCAUGCUAGUGAAGCUGGAAGAAGGUAAAUUUCAAACUCUGCUAGUGUUCUGUUAGCACUUGGGGACAAGGAUCCAUGGAGAGGCCUGUGAUGUUUCUCUGGCACUUUACUGGCCUGGUACACCGACCAAUCCCAUCCUAGGGUUUAACUGCUUCCGUUACAUUUCCUCUGUCACAAGCUUUCAGAAAAGCCAAGGCUUUCUCCGUCGGGCUGGGCCAACACAUAAGCAAUCUCAGUCCACAGCAUGUGCAUGGUUUCCAGUGCAUCAUGGAUAUUUAUAUUGGAAGAAUGGCAUGUUCUGAAACUGCUUUUUCAGUCUUUAGAAAACAGGACAGGAAAGACAAGAUGAAAGUCAGAAGGAUUUGUACAUAACAUUUCCUUGAAUAAAAACUGAGUAGGCUGUGCCCCAGAGGAUUCCAGCCAGUGGCCCUUUUGAAGUGGGGGUAGAAGCUUCUUUCUGAGGCUGUUGUGCCCAAGAAGCCACUGGCCUUGGAGAGGCGAGUGCAGAGUUCUCCAAAAGGAGCCUUUGCAGCCCGCCAACUAAGCUGUAGAGUGAGCAGAAGGCCCCAGAGGCCAUGGGAAGAGUGGGUUUCAACACUGAGUGAAAAGAUACAUUUAUUAAUUAUCUCUGCACCUGGCUGGGCUUGUUUUCUUUUCUCAUCAUCAUAGUAAUGGAGGAAUCUAUUCUGAUUUACACAAACCAUUUUUAGGUUCACUAUGAACGUCAGUUGUAUUUUUUUAAAUCUGUUUAAUAGAAUUUUCUUUUUAAAACCCACACUUCCAUGUGCUGUUGGUAGACACUUUCUCCCCAGUCACCUUUGCUUUUACAUUUGGGGAUAUUUCUGAGUGAAAACAUUGUAAUAUAUGGGAAAUAGGCCCAACCACUCAACAGCUUUUAUAUCAGAAAACCAAAUGCGGGUGUUAGUCCUGUACCUGAGGCUGGGGAAGUGAUCUUGCUUUUCCCAGGAUUGUGGUUGUGGAAUAAAUAGGGCUAUCUCAUGUUUACCUCCCUCUUCUCUUCUCAGAGAGACCUCUGCUUUAAGAGAAGGAAGAGAAAAAAUACAAAGUUAUUGUUACCUGAGCCUAUUGCACCUGACAUCUUCUCUUAGAAGCAUGAAGCAUAUUGAUGCCGACAAUGAAAAAACUGAUCUAUUUUUCCUCUUUCUCUGCACUUUAAAUUAUGCUUUUAGAACUAACAGCUAAUAAAUUCAACUUGCUGGCUUUCAUGACCCAGUGGAAGCACUGGCAUUGAUAAUGUACCAUAGAGGUGGAGAAUGUAUAUUUUUCCUGCAUGGUAAGGGCCAUCUCUGUACAUAACUAUGUAGUCGAAUAUCGAGUAAGUAAAAGAAAAUAUUUACAAUAUUUGAAGACCAUUCCAAAAUAUUUUUAACAGCUCAUAUUAGCCAACAGUGUAGCACUAAACCCAAGGAGGGUUACUUAUGGAUGCAUUAGAUUUCUUUUUCUGGAAAGUUGCUUGUUUGUUCUCUUUUGUUUCAAAUAAGAGGUUGAUGCAUCUUGACGCAUGAUAAGAAGCAUGGGUUGUUUGGAUCCUAACUGCAUAACUUGCAAUUUAUUCCUCAGUGUUCAGAAACUGAGGAUUUAUAUAGGUCAGUUGCACCUCAAGGUCUUGCAGAAGAAAAGUUAAAUAAGGAUGAAAUUUCUUGGCUCAAAAACAUGGUCUUGGAAGGCAAACUAAAACCAGGAUCAAUCAGUGAAAGGACCACACUUAGCCGUUCCAGGUGAAACAAUGUGUGAAAAGGUUGAUGCACUGGAAUCCCCAAAGUCUUCCAGAGAGCAGGGAUUGUCUCUGUGUGCAUUUUCCCUGGAAGUUUGGACCCUUAUUUCUCUGACCCAAAUAUUCCAGAGGCACCAGUGCCAUUCUUAUUAAAGAAAAAUAGGAGGUAGAGGAAUGUCCAAAUGUUCUUCCCCAUUUGGAAUGCAGGUUUUCCUCAUCUAGUUAACAAAACUUUUGCCACCUAUUUCCUGAAGAAGGUUGGAAGUGACCCUCCCCAUCCUCCUCCUCCCACCCACGGUGGUCAGCUAUGGGCAUGGGUGGUCAGUUCUGGGCACUGUCGGUUGCUAUGUUGAGCUAUAGCAUUUUAUGGAGUUACAAGCCCUUCCUUCUGUUUCCUAUAAUCUGAAGCCUUGCUGGAUUAUAGAGAGAACACCUCCCAGUGAGCAUCUUCUUUUGAUGACCUGCACCAUUUCUGGGCCAGCUGGGAUAAGAAUGUGCACUUUGAAAAUCUCAGUUUGAUUACAUUUAAAAUCCCCAAGAGUAAUCUGUGGUGUUUCUCCUGAUUAGGUGCCUGUCCUCUCUGCUUUUCAAGCUUUGUGUGUACUGUUGAAGCAUGCACUCCAAGCUGCGACUGCCUAUAUUUCAUUGUAUGAGACCCAUUUCUAAGAGUAGAUGGUUAGUCAUCCUCUAAUAACCAACUGGCAAACACUUAUAUUAUUGCAAAAUUAACCUAGAAAAUCAGAAGUAAAAUCCAAUUUCAUGCUUUCAGAUGAAUACCCACAUUUUAUACUGUCAGUGAAAUUAUAUUAGGGCUUUUAGGGGAUGUCUUUGGUUACUAACUAAGAUACACAGUUUUGCUGCAGGGAAAAAUAUCUUAUGAUUACUGUUUGUUAAAUUUGUUGAAGAAGUAUUUAAAAGUAAAUGAAGCUCAUAGAUAUUGAAUCUUGGAAGAGAACAAUCCUUUAAUUCUAAUUUGGAGUGUGUGUGGAUGUAAUGGGACAGCACCUCUUCUGUCACAGUGUAAUACGAGACAGGAUACCUUGAAUCAGUAGGGGUAGGGCCACCUUUAAAUACUUAACUAACAAGAGCAAUGCAAUGAAAGAGUUAUUCCUAAUAAAAUUAAUUUUUAUUUUAAAGGAUUUUAUUUGGCUUUUCAAAAUUUGAUUUUGUUCCCCCUGGAAAAAAAUAUUUCCCUUUGCUUUAAAUAAGAUUUUUUUCUUCAGUCCAAUCUGUAAAGUUGGUCAUUCUUACUACUAUUAAAAUGGGAUAAAAUAUAAUGCAUUCUUUAUGGCUACAGACUAGAGCCAGGUUAAUGUCCACAGACAGAAGGAAUAAAUGAAUAAGAUUCAUUUUCAUUUCAACAAGACAACCAAUUGUAAGUUUGAAUAAUGACUUGAUCACAGAUGCCUCUAUAUGAAUCCUGGUAAUAAGACUUGAGUCAGUGAAACCUAAUCAGAGUGUUAUUUCUCCUCCUCAAUUAGUGACUUGAAAUUAAGGCGGGACAGAGCUAAGGCAGAGAACAACUGUUUUGUUGUAGGUAUAACACAUGAAUGAUUCAGAAAAUUAUUCAUCUUGGUUGCCACACAGCAGGACAUUGACAGUAGGACUGAUUGUCCUUAAUCUCAUCUGCUCAAGAAGAGUAACAAUUGUAUGUAAUGGUGUUGAACCACCAACUUUUGCACAACCUAUUUCACUUUUCCUGAGAAAGGUAGUUGUGAAAAAGCACUGGACUAGGUGUCCUAGCCCUGAGUCCCAGGCCCAGAUCUACAUCUAUACCCUGAGAAACCUUGGGCCAGUGCUAAAAUCUCUCUGAGCCUCAGUUUCCUUAUCUGUAAAGUGGAGUUGAUAGUAAUUCCUGUGCUGCCUACCUCACAGGGCUGUUAUGAGGACAAAAUGGGUUAGACUAAACUUUGAAGUGCUGUCCAAAUGUGAGGUAACACGCUUACCAUUCUCAUCUCUCUUUUGCAGAGGAUUUUAAUGUAUUUCUUUAUUGUUUAUGCAUAUGAUGGACAAAUCCAUGUGUUACUUGGGGAGACAUUGUUUGUGUCCCGCUACUUUGCGAUACUGCUGACAUUUGUGAUUCUGACAGAGGGGUCUGUGCUGUGACCUAACACUUGCCCAGUGAGGUGUGGGUUAUGCCCAUAUGCAAAUUAAACUUCACCUUUCUUGAAUCCCCAAACAUCUCAUUAGUAUCUUCACUUGAUUCUUUUCACAUUUUUCUACAUUGUCUUCUUUGAAGCAAUGGGUUCCUUCAGAAGUUCUUUGACUUCUAAAGUUCAGAGGGAAAAAUGUUUAGAAGAAGCCAAUGUGGCAGGCACUAAAAUAUCAGAGAAUUCGUCUAACGGCAGCUCAACCCUCGUGCACGGCAGAGCUGCAGG
Manis javanica (Malayan pangolin) is the source of this 8632-nucleotide messenger RNA. RefSeq names its product Ras protein specific guanine nucleotide releasing factor 2 (gene RASGRF2). The record is from RefSeq and is a predicted model, not a curated record. Gene Ontology annotation, cellular component: plasma membrane; cytoplasm. Gene Ontology annotation, molecular function: guanyl-nucleotide exchange factor activity. Lineage: Eukaryota; Metazoa; Chordata; Mammalia; Pholidota; Manidae. Gene Ontology annotation, biological process: Ras protein signal transduction.